UUAGACAUGAACGACGCAAUGGGAAGUACAGAAAGGGGCUAUAUAAGCGGAAUGCCCUAAGAAUAAUCGAAACAUUGCCGCAACGUAUUCACAAAUAUGAGAGGUCUGAACAGGGCUGUGGUUACUCUUGGAAUGCUUGCAUACCUUGUGGGUCAUGCGAUCGCGUUGCCUGUUGAGGAUGGUGCGACAGAGACCACAGCGGAGGAACAAACGAUACUCGAUUCCACAGCAUCCGAAUCGACAACAUUAGAUCCCAGCACUGAAACGGAGCCCCAAGAAAUCGACACUACACUACCUGCCCCCGUUCUAUGCGAAGAGGGCGAGGAAUUCCUAGCAGCGCCUAACUGUCAGCAGUACUAUCAAUGCUUGUAUGGGGAGGGAGUUUUAAAACUCUGUCCAUCAGGCCUCUACUGGGACCCUUCGCUAAAUGUUUGCGGCUGGGACUCACAGUACUGUGAGAAUAUCGACGUUCCCGCUGGAACCGAGUCGCCAGAUGACUGUUCAUCUGGCCUACCGUUUCUACCCUAUGAGCCGGACUGCAGCAAGUACAUUCAGUGUGUCUACAAUAUCGGAAUUAAACAGAACUGUCCGAGUGGGCUUUUCUGGAGCCAGCCACUCCAGAGCUGUGACUACACAUGCGACUCCCGCUUUGCGUACCCUGAAGACAAUCAGGAGCAAUGAACGUUUAUGUCGUAACAAACGAAAAUGCGUUCCCAAUAAAUGCAAUAAUACAAAAUACA
This is a messenger RNA of Drosophila pseudoobscura, 740 nucleotides long. RefSeq names its product peritrophin-1. Gene Ontology annotation, molecular function: chitin binding. The record is from RefSeq and is a predicted model, not a curated record. Lineage: Eukaryota; Metazoa; Arthropoda; Insecta; Diptera; Drosophilidae. Gene Ontology annotation, cellular component: extracellular region. The coding region runs from base 97 to 681 and encodes 194 amino acids. The transcript has 2 exons.